This is a messenger RNA of Scheffersomyces stipitis CBS 6054, 396 nucleotides long. RefSeq lists its product as uncharacterized. The transcript has a single exon. Gene Ontology annotation, cellular component: nucleus; cytosol. Gene Ontology annotation, molecular function: DNA binding. NCBI's taxonomy places the organism in Eukaryota, Fungi, Ascomycota, Pichiomycetes, Serinales, Debaryomycetaceae. The coding region runs from base 1 to 396 and encodes 131 amino acids. The record is from RefSeq and is a predicted model, not a curated record.
AUGGAUGACUCGGAGUUAAACGCCAUCAGAGCAGCCAGAUUAGCCGAGCUUCAGAAGCAGACCGGAGGCAGCUCGGACUCGGGCCAGUCUUCACCUCAAGACGAAGCAAGAGCCUCAGCACUCUCGCGAGUGUUAGAGCCUAGUGCCAGAGAAAGACUAAGCAGAGUGCGCAUGGUGAGACCAGAACGUGCGCAGCAAGUCGAGCAGUACAUUCUCAGAUUGUUCCAGACCGGGUCCAUCAACAGAAAACUCUCGGAAAAGGACAUUGUAGAGAUCUUGGACGGAAUAAGUCGUGAUUCCAACAAGCAGGCUUCGACCAAGAUCAUCUACGAUCGCAAACAGAACACCAUUGACGACGAGGAAGAAGAAGAGGAGGAGGAUGAUUUCUUUGACUAG